AUGCCUAAAUUUAUUGGAUCCAUUGACCAAGGAACCACGUCUACACGAUUUGUCAUUUUUAAUGAACAAGGUUCACUUGUAACUUUUCAUCAAAUAGAACUACAGCAACAUUAUCCCCAGCCUGGUUGGCUUGAGCAUGAUCCUUUUGAACUAUUAGACUCUGUUAAUAUCUGUAUUGAGCAUGCUGUCCGUAAGCUAUCUUUACUCGGCUAUCAACCUUCUGAUAUUCAGUGUAUUGGCUUAACCAACCAAAGAGAGACUUUGAUUACUUGGGAUAGACUAACUGGUGAACCUCUCUAUCCUGCUAUUGUUUGGAGUGAUACUCGUACGAUUGAUACAGUUGAACAGUUAUCAAAGAAAUCAGAUAAAGGAGCCGAUGCCUUAAAGCACAUCUGUGGCUUACCCAUCACCACUUAUUUCUCUGCAGUCAAAUUGCGCUGGCUUCUGGACAACAUCCCAAUUGUGUCACAAGCCCAAAAACAAAACCGUUUAUGUGUCGGAACUGUGGAUGCUUGGUUGAUUUAUAACCUUACUGGCGGCUUGGAACGUCAUGGUGCCUACGUAACCGAUGUAACAAAUGCAAGCAGAACUAUGCUUAUGGACAUUCAUACUUUGACAUGGAGCCAAGAAGCCUUAAACUUUUUUGGUUUUGAACAAAUUCAUUUACCUCGAAUUGUUUCAUCUUCUGAAAUCUAUGGGGAGCUUGUUGAAGGGGCUCUCAAAGGUGUGCCCAUUGCUGGUUGUCUAGGCGACCAACAAUCAGCCCUCGUCGGUCAACAAUGCUUCAAUGUCGGUGAUGCUAAAAAUACUUAUGGUACAGGCUGCUUCAUGCUCUUCAACACAGGUGACAAGCCCGUAAAAUCCAAGAAUGGUCUUUUGACUACAGUUGCUUAUAAAUUGGGUGAGAAUCAGCCUGCAUCUUAUGCACUUGAAGGUUCUGUUGCCGUCGCUGGAUCAUCCAUCAAUUGGCUCCGUGACAAUAUGGGAGUGAUUGAAGAUGCUGCUCAAUUAAAUGAAUUGGCCUCCAAGGUGAAAGAUACAGCUGGUGUUUAUUUUGUUACUGCCUUUGCUGGUUUAUUUGCUCCUUACUGGCGGUCAGAUGCUCGCGGUACCAUCUGCGGUAUCACUCAUUUUACAAAACUAGAACACAUUUGCCGUGCUACACUGGAAGCUGUCUGUUAUCAGUCUCGGGCUAUCCUUCAAGCUAUGAAUCACGAUGCUCAAAGCCCUCUUCGCAUUCUCAAAGUCGAUGGUGGUAUGUCCAAUUCGGAUGUCUGUAUGCAAAUUCAAGCUGAUAUCUUGGGCAUUCAAGUCGACCGUCCUCAGAUGAGAGAAACGACUGCUCUUGGGGCUGCCAUCGCUGCUGGAUUUGCUGUAGGCGUUUGGAAAUCAUUUGAAGAAUUAAGCAACGUCAACAAAGAAGGAAGAUCUAUUUUCGAAUCCAAGAUUACUCCUGAAAAGCGUGAAAAAAUGUGUCGUGGAUGGGAGCAAGCCGUGAAGCGCUCCUUUGGCUGGGCUAAUCCUCAUACAACCGUGUCUACUCGUGAAGAAUUAGAAGUCAUUUAG
This is a messenger RNA of Rhizopus microsporus ATCC 52813, 1566 nucleotides long. Its product is annotated as glycerol kinase. The coding region runs from base 1 to 1566 and encodes 521 amino acids. Gene Ontology annotation, cellular component: mitochondrion. The transcript has 4 exons. Gene Ontology annotation, molecular function: glycerol kinase activity. The record is from RefSeq and is a predicted model, not a curated record. Lineage: Eukaryota; Fungi; Mucoromycota; Mucoromycetes; Mucorales; Rhizopodaceae. Gene Ontology annotation, biological process: glycerol-3-phosphate biosynthetic process; triglyceride metabolic process; glycerol metabolic process.